UUCUUCCGACACGGGUGUCCGUCUCAAAGCUCCUCAUAGGCUACUACAAAUAUCUUCCCCUCUUCGCCGUCCCGAACCCUCGUCUCUCCGCCUUACUCUCUCACCUUGAUCCAUGGCUUCCCUCGACACCGACGUCAACAUGGUUCCUGCCGGCGAGGGGUCCAGCGCCGGGCCCUCCUCCUCGAAGAAACCCAAGAGGUUCGAGAUCAAGAAGUGGAACGCCGUCGCGCUUUGGGCCUGGGAUAUCGUGGUGGAUAACUGCGCUAUUUGUAGGAACCACAUCAUGGACCUCUGCAUCGAGUGCCAGGCUAAUCAGGCGAGUGCGACGAGUGAAGAGUGCACAGUGGCUUGGGGUGUCUGCAAUCAUGCCUUCCAUUUCCAUUGUAUCAGUCGGUGGCUCAAGACUCGUCAAGUUUGCCCUCUGGACAACAGCGAGUGGGAAUUCCAGAAGUAUGGUCAUUAGAAUAGAUGACUUCGCUGCAGGUGAUAUUUGCCAACAGAGUGCAUCCAGCUUUUGUAUCCUCGUGCUUCCUCUCCUGAUUUCCAUGUGUGUGUCAGUGUGGAAUUUUAGAACAUGUCAAUUGAUCGUCCACUGAUUGCUGCCGUCUGUAAACAAACACAACAAACAUCUUAUCAUUUAAUGCCUCGUUGUGAAGGCUGCUACAUCAUCGUUCAAUAAGUUUACCUGACAGCCUUCUUUCUUGA
This is a messenger RNA of Musa acuminata AAA Group (dessert banana), 705 nucleotides long. Its product is annotated as RING-box protein 1a-like. NCBI's taxonomy places the organism in Eukaryota, Viridiplantae, Streptophyta, Magnoliopsida, Zingiberales, Musaceae. The record is from RefSeq and is a predicted model, not a curated record. Gene Ontology annotation, cellular component: nucleus; cullin-RING ubiquitin ligase complex. Bases 113 to 463 code for a protein of 116 amino acids. Gene Ontology annotation, molecular function: ubiquitin protein ligase activity; zinc ion binding; cullin family protein binding. The transcript has 5 exons. Gene Ontology annotation, biological process: protein ubiquitination; ubiquitin-dependent protein catabolic process.